UGGAUGUCCAGCAGGCGGAAGACUUUUCGUGUGUGCACACUCCACGGGAUGCUUCAUGUUUCAUCUGGUUCGGAUAAUAACUGUUACUCAUAACGAUCUUUCGUGCUAUGGGAUGAAAACCCGCUGUGGUUAUAGUUCUGAAACCAUGAUAGGAUGAGGCGAACUGGAGAUACAGCUGUGCGUUACAUUAAGCUAACGGAUGCUAACGUUAGCGGCUAGCUGCAACUGUUGUUAUGAAAGAAAAAAUGACAGCUACGAGGGAAAAGAUGCUUAAAAGAGGAGCAAGGUGUAAUACAAGUGUAAACUGCACACGGGGUCAGUGAGGAUGUCACAGCUGGCUGAGAUUCACCCACUGACCCAGCAGGUACAAUCCAGGUAGAAAAGAAACAGGAGCCAUGAAAGGAGGGGGCAGGGCAGAGUGUGCAGACGAGGCUCUGAUUGAGGACCCGGACUUUCCCUCUGACGACACGUCCCUGUUCUUUGACAGCUCCACGCCCAUUGCCAGGCUCCAGGGACGCGUCACCUGGCGGCGCCCACAGGAGAUCUGCCAGUCACCAGUUCUCUUCUCUGACAACAUCAACUUGGGUCAUGCUAAACAAGGCUUAUUAGGGGACUGCUGGUUUCUCUGUGCCUGCACCGUCCUGCUCAAGAACAAACAUCUGCUUAACAAGGUGUUGCCCCCAGACCAACCCCAGUGGGGUGACAGCAGGUACAGGGGGUCCUUCCAGUUUCACUUCUGGCAGCAGGGACACUGGACUGAGGUGACCAUCGAUGACCGCCUGCCCUGUAUUAAUUCCACUCUCUGCUUCUCACGCUGCCACUCUCCCACUGCCUUUUGGAUAGCCCUGUUGGAGAAGGCCUAUGCCAAGCUUCAUGGCUCAUAUGAGCGACUGUGGGCAGGGCAGGUGUCUGAGGCCCUGGUGGAUUUGACUGGUGGCCUAGCAGAACUCUGGAGCUUGGGAGACUUUGGGUCAGAUGAAGAGCAAAGACCAGAACAGGACAGCGACCAGGUCAGGAGGAGAAGGCUGGACCUGAACCUUCUGGACCCUGUGAAGGAUGACUGUGUGCUGAGCUGCUCCACUCACAGCAGCCCUGGAGGUGCCAGUGAGCUGGGUCAGUACCAUGCUCUCACUGUCAUGGAGUGGUUGGAUGUGAAGAAGGUGUCAGGGAGUGAAGUACGGCUACUCAGGAUCAGAAACCCUUGGGGAAGAUGCUGCUGGGGUGGGGCCUGGAUAGGGAGUGGUGCAGGCUGGAGCUCUGUUGACCCCUCCUGUGCUUCAGAGCUACAGGCCAGGGUGGCUGAGGGUGAGGUCUGGUUGGAUGAGGCUGAAUUCAUGUCCCAGUUUGAUGAUGUCACAGUGGGCUACCCCAUCAGUGAGGAGGGACACCUAAAGAGCAUCUAUACUGGAAGUCUGCUAAAACACAGCCAUCAGCUGCCCGGCCGGUGGAUGAAAGGGCACUCGGCGGGUGGUAGCCGAAACAGCAGCAGCUAUGGUACCAACCCCAAGUUUUGGCUCAAAGUGAGUGGGAGAGGAGAGGUUCUGGUAUCCCUGCUGCAGCAUAGGAAGUGGAGAGUCACAGAGAAAUAUGCACAAACGCCACUCGACGACAGCAAGAACACAAAGCACCAGCACUACCAGGCUACUGCUCUACACAUGUGGAAGGUGGAGAAGAAGCGUUUUAAUCUGAGCAGGCUGUUGAACAAACCUCCUUGUGCUUCUACUCACUGCCACGCCUACGAGAGAGAGGUGGUCCUCCACGGGCAGCUGGAGCCCGGAUACUACCUGCUGAUCCCCAGCACCUACCAGCCAGGAGCCGAGGCCCGCUUUCUCAUCAGGGUCUUUUCCUCCUCCUCCAUAUCCCUUAGUGCCCUGAAAAGCCCAGCACCUUCACUGCCAUUAACAACAGAUGGUGAGUGGGAGACCAGUUACUUCCGGGGCUCGUGGGUGGAGGGAAGGACGGCCGGAGGAAGCAGGAACUUCCUGUCUCAUUGGCAGAACCCCUGCUUCCCUUUUAUAGUAUGUGACGACCCAACGGUGACAUCAGGAGUUAAUGUCAAGAUUACCCUGCACCAAAGCCGCCCUGACACUGAUCUGUACCCUGUUGGCUUCCAUGUUUAUAAGGUCCCAGACGGGGCAUCUGUGCAGACAAUCCCCAAGGAUGAGGAUCCCGUGGCCAGUUGCGUCCCCCAUUGUUACACGCAGGAUGUCAGUCUGGCCGUCAGUCUUCCUCCUGGAGCUUACGCCAUAUUGCCGUCCACUUAUGAGCCCGACUGCUCGGCAAACUUCACCCUCAGCCUGGCUCGCAGAAUACACAGGAAGGUGAUGAAAAGUCAGGAGAGGCUGGGGAGAGCUAUUCAGGAGGUCUCUCACAUCUCUGUGAUGCAAAGCUAGUUCUCUGGGACUGUUGCUGCUCCACUGACGUCGGCUCACCUCCCUGUGCCUCUUGGCCCACGAUGAAAGAACCAGUUCUCCCAUCCACCCUCAUCAUGCAGGCUGUGUGUGUGUGUGUGCGUGCGCAUGUAUGUGUAUCAUGAGUGGCUCUAGAAGGCAGGCAGAUAGAAAGAUUUAGUGGGAAUGUGUGUGUGUCGGGAAUCCUAGAAACCCCUUUAUCCUGAACCACUGAGGCUCAGGGUUGAUGGGCAGCCACACACUCAUGGGCGAUUAGGACAUCAGAGGUUGUCGGUGGGCUGGGCUGCUAAUGAAGUAUGACGGGACUGGCUGGUGUAAACAAACAGCAGCCAUUGAAGAGGGCCGCCACUGCUCUUGCUCAUUCACUCACUGGUGCGCCUGCCGGCCCGGAACAAAGGGUCCUCUCAUGAAGGUCCUCACAGAGGCACAGGGGGCAAGGGGUGAGGGGAUGGUCUCCGCCAGCAGAGCCAACCAAACCACACCACACCAUACCGUGCCAUACCAUACCAGAGCUUUUCUCCAAUCCCUCAUCCCCAGACAAUCUGCUUCUUAGCUAGCUGGCAUUUUUUUAUGCCUGGGCACAGACAUAGGGCUCUCUGGAUCCCUCAUCCACAAACCCAUUCAGCAUCCUGACUAACACUAAAUUCAAGCUGGACCUAAAGAAGUCCACUUAGCUCCUGACUCCAUCCCCCCACCCCCACCUCCCCUUGCGUUCCCCUAGACUCGGUCCACGGCCCUGCUUGGACCUGAACACAGCCGCUGUUUGAAGUGUCCGCAAGAACUGAUGACAAGCGGAUGAGUGGAAGGGAUGAAAUGAGGGAUGCAGCACAUCAGAGGAAGCCGGGUUCAUAUGAAGAAGCCGCCAGUCCUUUUUGUGUUGAGGCUGCGAAUGUGUGGCGUUGUGUGUCUGCCUGCUCAUGUCUGUGUUUGCAGAAGUCACAGGGUUUCUGAUUAUUCACUGAAGCCAGAUUUAACAGAGUUUUAAAAAGCUGUGCUGUGUUUUAUUAGGUUGGGGAGAUGAGAUAUGAUGAAUAAAAUGUUAAA
Messenger RNA from Toxotes jaculatrix (banded archerfish), 3455 nucleotides. It is a transcript of the gene capn10, whose product is annotated as calpain 10. Gene Ontology annotation, molecular function: calcium-dependent cysteine-type endopeptidase activity. Gene Ontology annotation, biological process: proteolysis. The transcript is spliced from 13 exons. Lineage: Eukaryota; Metazoa; Chordata; Actinopteri; Toxotidae. Bases 396 to 2393 code for a protein of 665 amino acids. The record is from RefSeq and is a predicted model, not a curated record. Gene Ontology annotation, cellular component: cytoplasm.